AGUGACGAAACAAGCGGCGGAAGUGGGGAAAGCGUGCGCCAUUUUCUAUUUUUGCGUAGCAUUAAACUAGCGUUGUAUAUGUACAUUUUAUGUGAUAAAAUUACGCGAUUAGUGAUAAUUCAAAGUCGCUGACAGUGGUCAAUGAGAAAUGAUAAUCGGCAACGCGUAACCUAGUGAUUUAGCGCCGAAGCGCACGGACCCGUCUACAGUCCGCGUUGCCGCGCGUGAAAACACCGUUUUUUCUUUUCUCUUCGUUCACUCACUUUCUCUCUCUCUGUCUAUCGCUUAAAUGCGUACACAUACGUGUUGACGAACAUGCAUAUACACCUGAGUAUUCGCACAUAAACAUCGUCCUUUUUUGUUGUCCCCAUCGCAAAAUUCUUAUCUAGUGGUGUGUUCAGUGGCGUGCGUUGACGGUCAUAAUUUCGAUCCGUGUGUUUCCAAAGUAAAACGCGCGCGCGUUUUUCGCACGUCGAUAGACGACGAUUUGCUUGGAUUGAGAAAAGGAAAAAAUCAUUGUUUUGUAACGUCGCGGAAGAAGACGUGUAGGAAGACAGAAAGAAACAAAGAGGGAGGGGAAAGGAUUUGUUUGACCUGAAGGAACUUUGUGAAAUUUUUUCGUAUAUGUAAAGUGUACAUGUUCGUGUCGAAUAUUCGUUGCCUUCCGCGAGUUCCGCCCCAAUUUCGGGAACGCGAGUGAGAGACUAUAUCGAAACGAAAAAAGAAAAAACAGCGAGAGAGAAAGAGUGCGUAUAUGAAGAUCUAAUUCAGAGGGAUAAAGAAAAGAAAUAAAACAUAUAUACAUAUAUGUAUAUAUAAAAAUCUGUGAUACUAAACGGUAAUAAGGUAUAUAGCUAGGUGUUAAAACUCCCUAAAGAUAAGGACACAAGUAAACGUAAAUGUGCGCACGAUAGUGGCCUACGAGGCACGGUAUUUGCAUUAAAAAUAAAGAUUUUUUAAAAAAUUUGUCUCCGACAUUAUAUGAAAAAAGUUUUAUCGCUGAUUAAACAAGUGAACCCUAAAAAAGGAAGCGCAUACAAUAAACACUAGUUCAAGCGAUUUUUGACCAGCGAAUCUUCAUUCUCGUCGAAAUACCAACUUCUUCCGUGGGGAAGGAUGUCUUCGGAAUCUGUGUCGAGUGACAGGCCUCAGCCGGAUCCUAAAGAGGAAGGAGAUGAAGCGAUUAUAUCCAUGUCGGUGGGCGGAGAGGUGACCGACUCUUCGAUCAUGGAAGUCGGACGAUCGCGGCCCCAGUUCCAAUAUUCACGGAAAGUUCUGUUGGACAUAAAAGUACUACCGUUGGCCAAACGAAGACCGGAUUAUUUGGACGUAGCGUACAACAAUUCUCGCGGUGUUUGGGAUCCUGAACGUUGGCACUUGAAUAAAAAACGCAGCGAUACGCCUGUCGAAGAAGAACAACAGCGGAAUAACGCUCGUAAUGAUCAAGCUCCUGAACCACCUGGGAACAACAAACGUCGUAGUGGCGACCCUCGAGAACGGAUACGAAAAGAACAGGACGGUAUAGUGCUGAGUCCGCAGAGACGAAGCUUCAAUUCGGGAUGCUUUGUCAACAUUAGCCAGCCGGCUCGGCGCCCGGAAAGUCCCAUCGGGAAAGCGGAGGUGAGUCAUCGCGAACCGGUGCGCCGCAUCGGCAGCGGACGUCUUCUGAAUCGUGACAUGUGGGACGACGGAUGGGACACGAAGAACAUGUUCUUGAAGGCGGAAAAACUGGAGCCCGAUCGUUCAGAAUUUGCAUUUCGUACGAGUACUGCCGCUGCGACGCGUGAACGCGAUUCUCGGGAAUCCCGGGAUUCUCGGGAUUCUCGGGAUUCUCGUGACGUCGGUCGUGAUCGAGAGCCGAUGCGUGAUCGUGACAACGUGAGAGAUCGAGACGAUCGUUCGGAUCGUUACGAGAGACGUUCUUUCGGUCGCGAUUUCGGUGAUCGGGAACAAGUUCGCGAUCGCGGUGGUGGUAACGAGAGGAACGAGCGUGGACAUCAGAUGGAUCGUUGCAGAGACCGUAGAUACAAUAACGAUCGUCGAAGAAAUUACGGCGAGCCUGAGGAACCCGAAUGGUUCAGCGGUGGACCAACAUCUCAACACGAUACGAUCGAACUUCGCGGAUUCGACGAACCUGAAGAAAAGAACACUUCCAAGACCAAGAAACAAUCUCCGGCUCAGAAGAAACGCGGUAAAAAAGCAGUCAGCGAAAAGGACGAAAAAGGACAGGGCACCGAUGGCUCGGCCGUGCCAAAAGGUCGUAGUACUCCGACUGCAAUGGAUCAACCCAUGAACGCCGUCCAUGCUCCUCAUUCUCCUAUAUCUGAGCAAGAUGAAGAACAAACGGAAAACGGAAAAGAACGUUCUGAUACAAGUGAAAGCGCUCCUACCGAACCUAGCGAAACUAACGAGAGAUGUGACACUGCCAAAAGUCGAGACGACAAUCAACCUGAUUUCAAUCUCGAUGAUUUUCUUAAAUCUGACGUAUUCCCGGGUGUUCCAGGCUUGCUUACCAACGGAGUCGGUGCAGAAGUCGGUUCGGGUUCGCGUUUCAGUCAAUGGUUCAAGCGAGAGAGUCCCGCCCAACAGCUUGACAGUCGAAGAGCUUCUAUACAAGACGAGUUGCUUAAUAACUUGCUCAAUGAUAUCACUGAGCCAAACAUACAAAUACCAUCCGUUACCGAAUCGAACGCUUACUUUGCACCAAUAUCACCGGCAAACACGACUUCGAACACCGAUAAUCCAACUACGGGAGUGAAGCUCCUCGAAAUGCUACAACGUGGCAACAAACCGAACCAAAAUGGUCAGGGUGAUGCUACAAGUACCGUUGUCCCGAUGAUGCAGAAGUCAACCAUCAAAGAUAUGGAAGUCGGAGGAAAAGUAAUUCACAGUUUGGAAGAAUUGGAGGCUCGAAUGAGAGGUGGUGCUCCAGCCGCGCCUCCUAAUGAACCACCGAGAGUAAACAAGACUGAGGAAGAUUUGUCGGCUUUCAAGAAAUUGCUCGCGCAAGUUACUGGCGGACAGGCUGUGCAAGCUGCAAACGGUCCUAUAUCACAGAAACCACCACCGAUGACACUGAUACAGUUGCUCAAUAACCAGCUAAAGGCUCAACAGGCUCCCGUGCCCGAACCUAUGCAUCAACCGAGUUUCAAUCACGUUGGUCCCCUUGGUCCUGCCCAACAUCCCCAUCAGGCACAAAUGCAGCAUGAAAACCUUAUGAAAGUUUUGCGAAUUCAACAGCAACAACAGCAACAGCAGCAACAGCAACAGAAGCAACGACAACAACAGUCAGACAUGCUAUCGAUGAUGAUGAGUGGACAACAGCGAAUGGUUGGCAUUAGUCCUGUUCCUCAAGACAUGCAAAUGCUUGUUAACAACACCCCGUCGAAUCGCGAAUUGCUUCAACGACCAGAAGCUCAAGCAAUCAUUCAGGGCCUCCAGCAGGGAGAAAUUACCCGACAACAUCUUAUACAACAGCUACAGAAUCAAGCCCUUCACCAUCGUCAUCGAGAAGUUCUAAUAAAUAUUUUGAAAAUGUGCGGUGGUACGACACCUCGUACCGUUAGUCCUCAUGCCGAUCCAAUACUCCAGCAAAUACUCUACCAGCAGCAACAGCAACAGCAACAAAGAAUACCAUCACCCAUGAAUAACGCUUUCUGUCCACCCUCGAUAAUCACUCCAAAUUUAGCGACUAGUCCGAAUACUUUGUCGGUUCAGCAUCCAGUUAUACCGCACAGAGUUCCGUCACCACGUGGUCUGGUAAUGAAUACACAGACGAUAAUGCAGAACGCCCUUAUAAAGAAGAAAUUGGAGGAACAACGUGAGAAUUAUCGUAAACGGCAGGAACAGCAGCAGCAGCCAAAACAGCCGCAAAUGCCGUCACAGCCGCAUCAUCAAAUGACGAGCCCGGUGAAUUCGCCAUCGAAGCAAACGUUGAGUCCGACACCACUCGCAUUUACGCCGACUUCGGUAUUGCGAAAAAUGACUGCCGAGAAGGAGCUCGAUGGAAGUAACGAGCCCGCCAAAUUGGCAGCUCAAACUCAACAAGCUGUCGAAAUACAGCAAAUGCAAUCGGCAGUUCAGCUUCUCGCUCAAGGUGUUCUAUCUCGACAAAAAUCGUCAAUGGGGCUUCAACCGAGUCAGUCGCAGGCUCAGGUCCAAGCUCAGGCCCCGUGGGCCAGUCCACCCGUUAAACAACAUCCUGGUCGACCAAUCGUGAAGGGAGGUAACGGUAAUCAGUUCCAAUACGGUGGGCCCGUGAAUUUUCCACAACAACCACCGCCCCAGCAGCAACCACAACAGCCGCAACUUCCACAACGUCCGUCGCCCGGAAUUUAUGGCAAUCCUGCUCGUUCCAAACACACGAUGGCGACGCCGAUGUCACACCCGAACGUUCCACCGUACAGCGUUGCCUCGAAUUCCGUCAUGAACCAAAGACCGAAUGCGAUGAAUAAUCAGAUGAAAGCUCAACAGGUACAAUCGCAUCUCGCGAGUAUGCAGCAUCAACAAAGAAAUUCACAAGUUCAGCUGGUUAUGAAUCAGAAUAACGCGGUCCGAACGGAUGGACGUACUAUGCGAUCUCAGCAGAUAAACAUGGGCGUAGGUAGGCAAGGAUCACCAGGAAGUAACGGUGGAAGCUUAUCACCCACGUCGAAUCAAUUGGCUCGAUGGUUCAGUCCGGAAUUAUUAGCAAAAGCGCGAGCUGGUAAACUUCCGGAGCUUGGACAAACGAACGUUCUUUCGCUCGAGGAACUCGAACGUUUGCAAUACGCCUCGACAACGGUCCACAAUUAGCUCGUACCUUCGACUUAUUAAAUUUUCGUUCCUACGAGAAUCGUUAAAUACGCGACACCUUAACCGAAUGAGGAUUGUUCUCUCGCAUACGGAAGUUCAAAAAUACUAGUUUCAUGAUCGGCACCGUACGGAUGUUACGUUUCACUGAAAUGUAUCAACUUGCAGUUCCGUCGACGCGAUAAACCGUGACGGGGACGUUUUCUCCGACCCUGCGAGACAUCGUGUUGAUAGAAUAAACAAACAAUUAGCCAUGAAAUUAUUACCGGGAUAAGAGAGAUAAAGAGCGAAGAGUGUCACGACAACGCGCUGCUUCGUCAAGAAUGAGCGGACGAUAAUGUAGUUAAAAACUUUUUGGAUAAAUUAAACAUUAAACAACAACAACAGAACGAUCCAUUUUCUAACGGCGGUUGGUUCACCAAGCUGGAAGCUCGUGAUUCUCAAUUGAAUUUCGUUUGCGUUAUCGGGAAACACCUCUGCGACACAUCGUCGUUUUUGAGAACUAUUAAAACUGAAGAAACUUGACGAGAGCAUGAAAAAGUAAGAGUUAAUGUUUUGCUACAACGUGAAUAAAAGAGGAAAAAACAACAACAAAAAGAAACAAGAAUUAAACAACACAGACACACACAAACAUGAAGAAACGCAUAGACAUUAUAAAAUAGAGCAAAUAAAUCGCGUUACGAUCACGAUUCGUGAGAGCCAUGAAGCAAAUUGCUGCUACUUCUACUACUACUAUUACUACUAAUAAUAAUAAUGAUAAUAAUAAAAUACCUACUCGCCGUCGCGAACCGGCCGUACGGAUCGAUUAAAAAUUGAAGAAAAAAAAUACAUAGAAAAAACGAAAGCAACAAAAACAAGAAAAAUAAUCGGAAAAGAUCGAGUUCGCUACGAAAUAUGAAUACAUAUAUAAUAUACACUUUUUAGAAGUAUCCGAGGGUACAGUGUCGUCAACGUGAUAAAUAUUUCGAAGGUGGAGAAUAAAAAACGUGUUACUCAAGGCAAAUUUCACACGAGCAGAAUUCACAAUGUUGAAUAAUGAAAACGAGCACGAUUUUUGCAAAGGUCGGAAAGUGCUGGCGAGAAAGAAACGAGAAGUAAGAAGAAAAAUAUGGAAACGAAAAAAUAUUAGACACGCGAAUGUAGUGAAGGAAAAAAAACAUUCCAUCAGCCUGUUACGAAAAGCAUGCUGAGCGGAAGAUAAAAAACAUACACAUCCCACACCCACACACGCAUACACAAAAGUUAGUGUCGCGAAAACUCGACGCGGAGUCAACACGUGCAUCAAUUCUGAUGCCGAUUCAUAGUUUAUUAUUUAUUUAUUUUUUGCCCCUCCCCCUGCAUUCCCCUUUUCCUUCCCUUCCCCUUCUUGAAUCCCAAUCCUAAGUUUUUCCUUUUUAUCGUCAUACAUACACACUAGACUCUAAACAAAAAAAAGUCCCCCCCCCCCCCCCUCCCCUCUCUUGAGCUAUAACAGAUGCGUGAUUAUCGAGACUGAACAUUUACUACGUAACUGUAGGACGAUUUGUGUUAUUUCUUUUUGUGUUAUUGGUCUCGGAUAAUCAAGGUCUGAAUAUUAUGUCCUGAAAGCUUAGCAGUCAAGCGCGCGUUUCUGCAGCAUUUAUACAUUUGACAGACUAGAGAAAAUAUGAAACUUUAAGCAGGAGCAUCGCAUCCUGCGCUCCCAUUAUCAUUAUCGGUUAUCGUAACUGUGUCGGGAAUGAGAAUUCGAAGGAUAAUUUCGAUGAUAAACAAAUAAAACGAACAAAAGACGCAAAUUAUUUCAUUCAUUACUAUUUCAUGUUCGAAUGAAUGUUUCGUUUUUGUUUUUUUCACUUUCGUUCGUUCGUAGAUUGGUGUUUCUCGAAAUGAAAUUAAGAUAUCUUUAAUCCUCACCACGCCAAUGGCACAAUUGACUUAAGAAACGAGCCAAAAUCAUUGUUAAAAAAAAAAAAAAAUAUAAAAUUUUCAACUACGGCUUCGUUUCGUUUCGUAAAGCAUUCGAUUCUCGUACACGAGUCACAUGAAAAUUCAAACGAUUAAUUCGUCUUUGCGAAUCUUAAUGAUGGGGAUAUACGUGAAAAUAGUAAUAAAAUUUUUUUGGCUUGUAGUUGCUGAGGUACGAAGAGAGGAGGUUUAGAAAAAAACGAAAUAAAAAAAAAUUGUACAACAGAAAAUUUAAAAUCCAUUGUCGGAUAAAUGUUAAAUGUCUCGACCGUACAUGACAGCAUUUCUCACAGUUCCAUCCCACGGCGUUUCUUUCAAAAUUCAUAUUCUCAAAUUUUUCAUUUUUCAAACUUCAUCAUCAACUAUCGCGAUAAUUCAGAUAAUCAAAUGCACGCAAAGCCGAAUCACGAUCCUGGCACAGCUCCGAUCCUCUUCAAAAAUUUAACCGUCGUUUUAUCUGCGAUACCGUUUAUCUCGAGAAUUCUGUAUAGAGAGAAAAACAAAAGAAGAACAUUAAUUUGCCAAGUGAAACUAAAAUUGUCUCCAAAUUUUAUGUAAAUAAUUCGACAAUUAAGAGAAUGAGAGAGAGAGAGAGAAAGAGAGAGAGAGUGAGAAAGAAAAAGAGUGAGAAUGAUAAAGAUAAAGAAAGAGAGAAAAAGACGAUGAGCUGACGAUAAAUAACAAUAACAAAAUAUUGGUGAACAAAAUGAAAAAAACAAAAACAAAAAUACAAUGAAAACAAUUUAUCAGUGCAUGUAUCGGACCGAUAUGUUUUGUAAAUAAAGUUAUCAUGCGUAACAUUAAUGUCGAAUAACA
Molecule: messenger RNA, 7551 nt
Organism: Venturia canescens
Lineage: Eukaryota; Metazoa; Arthropoda; Insecta; Hymenoptera; Ichneumonidae
Product: eukaryotic translation initiation factor 4E transporter-like
Exons: 15
Coding region: 1117-4794 (1225 amino acids)
Biological process (GO): negative regulation of translation
Cellular component (GO): cytoplasm; nucleus
Molecular function (GO): mRNA binding
Source: RefSeq, a predicted model, not a curated record